CACUCAAAACCUGAUAAUAAUAAACAAAAGCACGUGACAACCGCAUCAGCUGAUCGUGAAGGCCUGGACGCAGUGCAGACGACAGGGAGUUAUUUUUGUCCCAUUUAGUGACUUCUCGAAUAUGUCCUCUGGCUUAUUCCACAGUGGACGGCAGGAGAGAGAACAUGGCUUCGGAGAACUCAGAGAGGCUCACUGUGACUUCCGAAAUAUUUGGUUACUUCAAGAAAGAGGCGAUUGAUGGCUCCCCGGGAGCUGUGUUAUCAAGGUAUGAAUUUGUGUACCCUGCCUAUAUGACAUCAGGUGAGGACAAUAAGAAAAUGAAAGCACAAGGUCGUCCAGUCACCAAAAAGAACAGCCACAUUAAGAAAGAAGGUGUUUUACUCAUAGAACAACAGAGUGCCACAACUUUAGACUUGGUCGGUGAACAGGUUUGGCGCGGAGCUCUUCUUCUCGCAGACUUUAUCUUCCAUCAUCCCGAGAUCUUCAAGAAUGCGAAUAUCCUGGAACUGGCCUCUGGGGUUGGAUUAACAUCUAUUGUUGCCAGCAUGACUGCAAAGAAAGUUUUGGUUACAGAUGUGGACCGUGGGGAUAUUUUUUCUCUAAUUGAUCGCAAUUUCAAAAGAAAUAAAGCAUUGGUUAAAGCAGAAACCCUUGUGAAGGAAAUAGAUUUUGACAACCAUGCUACAAUAGAUGAAAACUCUGAGUCACUUAAAGACAUCUCUAUCAUCCUGGCUGCGGAUAUAAUCUAUCACAACCAGUUGACAGAUCUGUUCUUCAAGACAGUUUUGAGACUGAUGAGUGAACCACCUAACAAGAUAUUGUAUGUGGCACAAGAGAAAAGAUAUGUCUUUUCAUUUGCAUUUUGCUAUGAAUAUUUCCUUGACCGCAUAGAGUGGCUGCGUUCUCAGAAUUCGUCGACAAUCAACUGGACUAUAGAAGAAGUCCCCAUCGAUUUCAAGCAAUACUUUGUUUAUGAAAAGUCACAGAAUCUAGUUCUCUGGAAAAUUAGUGCUCAGUUAAAAUGAUAUGUAGAAGUGAAUGUAUCUCAUGUUCAGUUAUGUGUUGUAUACAUAGUUAUUCAAAAUAUAUAUUAGGCAACAGAGUUCAUGAGAUAUGCAAUGAGAAUGGAAAUGAGAUUUGAUAUGAUUUUCCUCUAUGUACAAACUAGCGAUGUCCAUUUAUUUUUAAACCUUUAAAGGUUCAAUAACUUGCCACUGUAUUUGACAUAUUUCAACUCUUCAUCAAAAUUAGAUGUAAUUCUGUGUAAAAUUAAAUCAUAACACUUCAGUUACAGCUCUUGUGUUGUUCUUUGUUGACAUUUGCGCCCUUUUUCUACAUUUCUCACAAUGAAGUAUGGAAAAGGUAGUGAAAGUUAAGUACCACGGUUGCUUAUUCUAAAAGUCCCAGAUUGAACAAUACACAUUUAUUGAAUUUUGGAACAUGAUAAUGUGCUAUACUAUAGGAUUCAAGAAGCAUUUGUAAUGACAGUAAUUGGAAAUUGUUGGGAACGUUGACUUCUUCUUUUUCUUCUUCUUCAACUGGCUUUUCCAUGUUCAUCAUGGGUCGCCGGUGCGGGCCAUUUUUUAUCCACAUCAUAUUAUUAGAUUGGCAGCUUCGUAUUAAGGCCGGAUGCCCAUCCUGACGCCACCACAGAUGUCGGCGGUGGACCUAGCCCUUGCCUGAAUAGGCAUACCCUACAAGGCAGCAGGGGGAUUUGGAGUGAGGGUUCCCUUCUCCUAGCCUUUGCCUGAAGAGGCAUACCCUACAAGGCAGCAGGGGGAUGCAGUUUAAUGUCAUACCUAGGACAUGUUGGGAACGUUGACAAAGUUCCUUUUUUGUGCUAUUGGUAAAGUUCAGUAUUUUAUCAUGAGGGUAAGGAUUUAGAUCUUUUAAUUAGAUCAUUUAAUGGUUAUCAGAAAGACUGGAAUGUCAUUGUAAAGGUACUAGAUUUGGAAGCUUUGAUAUAGUCUAUGUUUGUAAGUUGCAUUGCCAUGUGUUCUUUUUCUUUUCCUCUUAUGGGAAUGACCAGACUGUGAAAGGAUAUCUCUCUCAUGCUGAAGCUAUUUCUCUAUUUUCCUCUAAAAAAGGUCAUGGAACUAAAAAAGAAGAUAAAACAAUAUAACACAAGAAAAUGGUGUUUCUGCCAAGCCUUUUUGUUGUGAAACUGCAACUCAUUAUCAAGGCCUAGAGCACUCUUAGUUAAAUAUCGUAAAGGAAAUCAGGAUAAACAUAGCACAAAAACACCAUGCCAUCAUAUACUUUGUGGAUGAUAGUGCAUUUCGGAAGCAAAAUUGUGUCCAUGAACUGGGACAAGCAAAAUGUGGAUGCAAAAUGUGAUUAUACUACAGAGUUCAGAAUACCUCUUCCUAGGAUUUCAUAUUAUCAUAAGUCCCUGUAAAAAUACAUCUGUUGUUUCAUUAAAUCAUUAAAGUCCUAAAAGCAAUAGUGAUGCAUUAUGAAUAAAUGUUUUGCAUUACAUCUCAUACUUCAAGAUGAAGUAAAAUAAAAACGUGAUUAUUUCAUAUCAACUGAUGUACAUAAGUCAUGCAUACAUAAUGUCCAAACUUGUAAUGUAUUAUUGUAAUAUAAUGUUACCACCA
Molecule: messenger RNA, 2600 nt
Organism: Penaeus monodon (black tiger shrimp)
Lineage: Eukaryota; Metazoa; Arthropoda; Malacostraca; Decapoda; Penaeidae
Product: methyltransferase-like protein 22
Exons: 6
Coding region: 165-1025 (286 amino acids)
Biological process (GO): protein methylation
Cellular component (GO): nucleus
Molecular function (GO): protein methyltransferase activity
Source: RefSeq, a predicted model, not a curated record